This is a messenger RNA of Gadus morhua (Atlantic cod), 7367 nucleotides long. It is a transcript of the gene bcl11bb, whose product is annotated as BCL11 transcription factor B b. Gene Ontology annotation, biological process: positive regulation of transcription by RNA polymerase II. The record is from RefSeq and is a predicted model, not a curated record. The transcript is spliced from 4 exons. Gene Ontology annotation, cellular component: nucleus. NCBI's taxonomy places the organism in Eukaryota, Metazoa, Chordata, Actinopteri, Gadiformes, Gadidae. Gene Ontology annotation, molecular function: DNA-binding transcription factor activity; RNA polymerase II cis-regulatory region sequence-specific DNA binding. The coding region runs from base 863 to 3676 and encodes 937 amino acids.
GUCGCCCCCAGUGCUCGUGAAGUCCGACCGUCUUCAGACGUCUGAUGUCUUUCUCCGCGUGGACGCAACGUCACACGAGUGUACUUGAACUUGAAUCCUAUCCCAUUCCGCGGAGGCAACCCUCACCACCACACACACGCGCGCGCCGUCCUCCCGAACACAGCCCUUCGUCGCGCGACAAAGAAGAAGUAGCCCCCGUGCGUUUGGAAACAUUGGACCCACAUCCAGUCGGACGAGGAGGUUGGCGCUUGGCGUUCCGCUGCACAUCUGUUGUAUCUUCUCUUUCUCUUUAUAACAAGGGGGAGCCAAGAGUUGCCAUCCCGUCCGCGUGCCGUCUCAAGCCAACACGCGCAAGAGGAUUCGGAGCCCCAAAGGGGUCAGCACCUCGCACACCUGACCUGACCCGGGGAACGGACGGACUAUCGUGGUUUAUUCAUCCUUAAGCGGGGAAAACUUUAACGAUUUGAAGUGCAAGUGAAGAAAGAUACUCGAAGACUUAAAGAAUAAGGAGCGAGAAAGAGAGAGAGGGGCGAACCGCGCGCGCGAAGGACAGCGCUCCCGUACCGCCUCAGCUGUCACGAGCCGGUCGAUGCAGAGGUGUUCCUCUUUUUGGGGAGAGAAAAGCGACCGCGUCUCUCGGACGGUGGUCUGCGUUGGACACCUCGCGCUCGUGACCUCACGACCUGUCAGUGUCUGCUGACACUGCAACGAGAGACGAGUCUUAAUUCGGGGCUACAGGAUUGCGAGAGAGAAAGAGAAAAAAAAAAGUUUGCUCUACAGCGAUCCAGCUCGUAGCGACAUCACGGUGCAAGCCGACUCCAAGUGCCGUUCACCGGGCUAUGCGAGAGUAAAUGCCGGGGCAAUGUCCCGUCGCAAGCAGGUGAACCCGCAGCACUUAUCGUUGUCACAUCGGGAAACAAUAGAAUCAGCAGCAGAAACCAAUCAUGAGUCGAGGGCUGGAUCUCCGCCUCCAGAGUCGGCCACUCCCAGCCCACGGAGGGCGGGACCCGGGGAGCAUGACCUGCUGACGUGCGGCCAGUGCCAGACCAACUUCCCUCUGGGGGACAUCCUGGUCUUCAUCGAGCACAAGAGGCGCUUGUGCCGGGGGGCCGGCAUCGGUCCAAGGUCCUUCUCCAAACCCGGGGAGAACGGCGGGCCCCUCUCGGCCAGGGCCAGGUCCUUGGACCUCGGCAGGGGGCCCGUACCGGUGGAGGUUGGCAUCCAGACCACCCCGGGAGGGGAGGGGAACGAGGAGAGGAGGCUGACUCCGGCCAAGGGAAUCUGCCCCAAGCAGGAGAGAGGAGACAAAGACGAGCCGUCCAGCUACACCUGCACGUCCUGCAAGCAGAGCUUCAGCAGCGCCUGGUUCCUGCUGCAGCACGCCCAGCACACCCAUGGCAUCCGCAUCUACCUGGACAACCACCCCCUCAACUGCACCCUCACGCCCCGCAUGGCCCUGCCCCCGCCGCCCGGCGUGGAGGGCCUGCCCCGCUCCCCCAUGCCCACCUUCCUGGGCGACGCCAACAACCCCUUCCACCUGCUGCGCAUGGCCGCGCCCUUGCUCCGGGACCACCCCCCGCAGCACCACCACCAGCACCACCACCACCACCCGGGGGCGUACCUGGAGACCCGGCUGCCGGCCACGCCCCCCUUCGUCAGCCCGCCGCCGCCGCCCCGCCACCCGCUGGAGCGCCUGGGGCCCGAGGAGAUGGGCCUGCUGUCCCAGCACCCCAGCGCCUUCGAGCGGGUGAUGCGCAUGACCCCCAUGGAGCCCCCCUCCAUGGACUUCUCCCGCCGGCUGCGGGAGCUGGCGGGCAACACGGCCAACAACGGGGGCCCCACGCCGCCGCUGUCGCCCAACCGCGUGCCGCCCAUGCACCGCCUGCUCAGCCCCACGCUCUUCCAGCCGGGCUCCAAGCCGCCGGCCUUCCUGUCCUACCCUCCGCCGCCGCAGCCCCUACCGCCCCCGCCGUCCCAGGGCGGCAACGGCGGCGGCGUCGGCGGCGGUGUCGGCGGCGGCGGCGGCGGCGGGGGCGGGGGGCCCGGCUCGGCCAGCCCCCCCGACGCCCAGGGCCAGGGCCAGGGGAAGGCCAAGUCCUGUGAGUUCUGCGGGAAGACCUUCAAGUUCCAGAGCAACCUGAUCGUCCACCGCCGCAGCCACACGGGCGAGCGGCCGUACAAGUGCCACCUGUGCGACCACGCCUGCUCCCAGGCCAGCAAGCUCAAGAGGCACAUGAAGACCCACAUGCACAACAAGUCGGGCUCCAUGGGCAGCUCCCCGGAGAGGGGCCUCCGGGGCGAGGGCGGGGCCGAGAGCGACGACAAGAGCCGGGAGGGCGACGCCCGGGGCAUGGACAACGAGGAGGAGGAGGAAGAGGAGGAGGAGGAGGAGGAGGAGGAAGAGGAGGAGGAGGAGGAGCAGCUGCGCAACGGCCACCAACGCCCCGACUCCAACCAGAGCGAGGACUCGCAGGAGUUCGGUCCCAAGGAGGAGAACGGCGGCGGCGACGGCGGCGGCGGCGGUGGCGGUGCGCGGCGGCAGGAGGAGAAGCCUCGCGGCGGCGAGGACCGGGUCGGCGGCGGCGGCGGCGGCGGCGGCGUUGGCGGCGGCGAUGGCGGCGGCUCGCACCCCUACACCCACGGCCACCACCUGGACAAUCACCUGAGGCUCAACCCCGUGAAGAGGAUUCUGGAGCGCGUGCCUAACGGGGACGCCAGUGGCGAGCGUGGCAGCGGCGGCGGCGGCGGCCCCGAUCGGGAGAGAGAGCGGGAGCGGGAGAGGGGGAGGGACGUGGUGGCGGCCGGGCGGGAGCACCAGGAGCGGGAGCUGGAGCGGGAGCGGGAAAGGGCGAGGGAGAGGGUGCGGGACGAGUUGCGGAGCCAGCGGACGCCCAUGAUGAACGGACGCCUCAGCGUCUCCGAGGCUGACGCCUUCUCCGGCCUGUUCCAGCGCCGGCCCACGCCCAUCACCAGCAUCAGCCCCUCCAACAACAACAACAACAACGGCAACAACAACAACAACAACAACAACAACAAGAGGAUCAAGAUCGAGAAGGAGCAGCUGGAGCUCCCGCCGGGCGUGCCCCUCAUCUCCCCGGAGAACGUGUACUCCCAGCUGCUGGCCGGCUACGCCGCGUCCCGCCACUUCAUCCGCGAGCCCUUCCUGGGCUUCAGCGACGCGCGCCAGUCGCCCUUCGCCACGUCCUCCGAACACUCGUCCUCGGAGACGGGAAGCCUGCGCUACUCCACCCCCCCCGGGGAGAUGAUGGAGGGGGGCUGCGGCGCGUCGGGACGCAGCGGCAGCAGCACCCCGCACCUCCACCUGAGGGGCCCGGGGCCCGGCCGGCCCCCCAGCUCCAAGGAGAGCCGGCGGAGCGACACGUGCGAGUACUGCGGCAAGGUGUUCAAGAACUGCAGCAACCUGACGGUGCACCGGCGCAGCCACACGGGCGAGCGGCCCUACAAGUGUGACCUGUGCAGCUACGCGUGCGCCCAGAGCUCCAAGCUGACGCGCCACAUGAAGACCCACGGGCAGUUCGGCAAGGAGGUGUACCGCUGCGACAUCUGCCACAUGCCCUUCAGCGUGUACAGCACGCUGGAGAAGCACAUGAAGAAGUGGCACGGGGAGCACCUGAUGUCCAGCGAGGUGAAGCUGGAGCAGGCGGACAGAGGCUAGGGUGACGCCGACAGUGCGAGCGCCUGCCGCGCGCGAACACACAAUGAUUACGCACACACACACACAAACACACACACACACACACACACACACACACACACACACACACACACACACACACACACACAGGCAGACAGGCGCUGUACAAACACAGACACACACACACACAUGCUCGAAGACUUGACAUGCCGAUUACCACUUCUUUCACUAUGGGUCUUGGAUGGGAGACUGGAUGAACUCUAUGUCUAUGUCUCUCUCUCUCUCUCUCUCUCUCUCUCUCUCUCUCUCUCUCUCUCUCUCUGUCCAAUACUUUUCAGACUGAUUGAUGUUUUGUCUUUUUCGUGUCACAGAAAGAAAAAAGAAACCCUGCCACCUGAGAAAUAUUAACGGAGGGAAACUUUAAAGGAUACGAUUUCACCAACGCCCGGUUCUGGUGAAUUUUCUUGGCGGACUUUCUGAGAAUUAUAUCAGUUAGGAAUUCAUGGAGCCUUUCUACUGUGCAAUAAUUUCUGUAUUUAUUGGAUUUUUGUAAUGAUAUUUGGCAUGUGCAGGUACAUCUUCGUGGGAUUUCAUAUGGAGUUAGUUUUGAAAAAUGUGCUUAAGAAAAAGUGUUUUUCUAAAACUGAGAAAUGACUGGAAGUAAGUCACCCCUUAAUGCGUUUUUUUUUCUUUUCUUUCCUGUAAGGAAAACGUAUUAUCCUGUAAAACUUUAAAACAAAAAAACAAAAAUUGUGUGAAGCGAUUAGCUUCUAAAAGUACAAAUAGUCGUUGUUUUCUAUAUAACUUGCAGCAAGCGGACUACAAUCCAUUCCCUCAUACAUGCCUAAAGCACUGAAUGUCAGUACGACAAUAAAAAGGUGAAAACAUUGUGCUGGAUUUUGAAAAUCAAACGUGUACACGGCAAAGCUUAUCUGGAAUUCAUUCAGGAGAAUUCCGCCCUUUUUGAAUAUCGGCAUGUGAAUAAUAUAAAGCAAAUGCAGAAACUGUAUUGCAGUCCUGUCUAUGCGUAUUUAAGUCAGGACAUUAAUAAAAUGUUGCACUUAAUGGAGACACCCUCAACCGAUGCUCAGAACAUUCCCGAUGUAGGAUUGAACCACCGUAUUUAAGAUAUGAAAUAAGUUAAAGCUAUGUGUGAUAAAUGGGAGAAGGAAAGUGGUCCGGUUUAUGGUUUGUAAAUAUAUUCUUUUUUUUUUUAUUCUUUUAUUUUACGUUCCUAGCCCCGAUUGUACGCGAACGAUGGCCUGAAAGUUAAAACAAUCAGACAGCCUGCUUGUGCCAUCCGAAGUGAAUGCUGAGUGUAACUUCCAUUCAUCGCGUUUUUGCCAGACAUUUUUGCUCCCCCCCCCCGCCCCCACACACACCAAUUCACCCAGAGUGGAGUUAUAGGGAAAUUACUUAAGAAAACAUCAAACUUUAAAUUAUUCCAUCUCAUGUGUUAUGGAAAGUCUCUCUGCCCCAUGUCGACUCUCUUUGUCCCUGUAGUAUUUGCAAAGCGUUUUUUAAAUGAAAUUUCCACCACCAAUGUAUGUAUAUAUGUAUGCGUGUAUGUGUAUGUGUGUGUGUGUGUGUGUGUGUGUGUGUGCGUGCGUGCGUGCGUGUGAGUGUGUUUCUCUUUCUCUCCAGCACCGUAUUUUCACAGUUCACCAGCUCUGAUUCAUGUAUUACGCUGGUUUCUACAGGGGGAAGCCUGUUCAUUCCCCGCAACAAAUUGAUACGACCAAUGCUCUCAAUAACAGAAAAACGUGGCGUGCAUGCGCGCUUUCGUGACUUUUAGGGAUUACAGCUUUUAUUUUCUGCCUGGUUCGUCCUGAAAUGAGUCUUGUGGCGGAAUGAAAAAAAAGAAUAGGGGGCUAUUUGAGUUAUGAUAAUGAUGUCCAUCGCUGGUGCUCAUUCUGUACGCCCCCAGAGGGGGUUGGAUAGGGAUGUCUGUGUGCGUGUGUGUGUGUAUGUGUGUGUGUGUGUGUGUGUGUGUGUGUGUGUGUGUGUGUGUGUGUGUGUGUGUGUGUGUGUGUGUGUGUGUGUGUGUGUGUGUGUGUGUGCCUGUGUGUGUGUGCGCGUGUGGGUGUUGUUGAGGUGGAGGAGGAGGAGGAGGAGGAGGAGAUGGGGGGCAAGGGACCACCAUGUGUAUCAAGAAAAAAGGGAAGACAGAUUGAAAUUGAGAAAUGAAGGAGAGGGGAAUGAAAUGGGGAGGGAGAGAGCAGGACCUUGAGCAGGGAUGAGAGUCAUUCAAAUCAAAUUGGAAGCAUAUGAGCGGUUUGUUUUUACCCAAAUGCACGUCUCCAUCAAGAGUAAGAACGAGUGAGGGAGAGAGAGAGAGAGAGAGAGAGAGAGAGAGAGAGAGAGAGAGAGAGAGAGGAGAGAUGAAUUGAUGGCCCAUAAAAGCAGAUUGUCGUUGCAUCCUUGGUUUUAUAUCAGCCCUAUUUGCUGUCAUCAGAGUUGAUCCUUCCUUCGUUUGGCCUUUCGCGGCGCGGUUUCCCAGCUUGUCUCCUCUAUUCGGCUUGGAUUGGAAAGGAUUAUGCUUUAAAUAUCUUUAUUCUACUUUCAUUGAGAUGGUUUUUGAUCGUUUAUUUCCCUUAACCCUUAAAUAACACGUUCUGGGUGAUAUCACUGAUCUAUAAAGUAGAUAUCACCGAAAUUGUAAUUGUGAGAAGAGCUACCAUAUUGUAUGUUUACAUUUGAUUCAUAAGAUGUUUUUAUUUGAGUUUUUUGGUCAAAGGACAUUGCCAUAUUUGCUGGAGGAGGUUUUUAAAGCUAGGGUCAGGGUGAGUCAUAUUAACAUGAAAAUAUCACAUUCAGAGAAUGUGAAUGUGAAUCUAUGACAUGAGAGUCAAUUCAUACAUGGACAUUCAGUCUUACAAUAUGUUUACAGUGUUGAAGUAUGUCAUUGAUAAAACACUCUGAAUAAGAGUUUCAAAAUAACAAGAAAGUAUUGUUUUUGUUUUCCAAAGCUCUCAUUUUUAAUGGGGUUUGAAUGCCAUAUCUGUUUUGCAUUACUAGGUCGGUGGAGGGAUUCUGUCGUUAAAACAUUUUUGUAUAAUUUCUUGCUUACUGUAUUGGAAUACAAAAUGUUUAAGUACUUUCUGGCGUCAUGUCAGACUUUUGUUCUAACAAAGGUGGUGUCACUUUAUCUGCCAUUAUUUCACAGUAUGCAUUUUCUUUCUUUUCAUUCCUCUUUUUCGUAAAUGUGUCUUAUUGCAGGGUUUGGUAAAGCUACCCUACCAUGGGUGUAAAAUGACCGGAUGAGAGAAAGUAGGACUGGGAAUGUGUCGUUACAUAGUAGAAACAUUUAUCGGCAGGUUAUGCAAUGGUUUGUGGUAGGAAUACUUUUGUGAAUCAAUUUUAGGAGAUAUUCAUGGUUAUGUUUUUUUGUUUAAGAUUUUAUUUUUAUUUUUGGCUCUUUUUUCCUUUCGUUCUGGUUGGUUAAAGGUCUUGUGAUGGCACUCCUGGUGGGUUUUUUAAAUUGUAAUUUAAAAAAAUACAUUUUCAUCACUUUUUCGCUUCAUCUUUCACGUUCACUCUUUGUAAAAAAAAAUCGUGUUCUUUUUGGGGAGUGCAUCAUUGUGAAAAAAAGUGAUUUCAGAACAGUAAACAUCUACUGUUUUGAAUAUAUAUGUAUUUUUGUAAUGUGUUGAAAAGAUCGAUAUGACAAAGACAACACUUCAAUAAAUGUUGCAAUUGCUCUACGAUCCAA